GGCAGAGAUUUCUCCGUAAGCCAUGAGGAUGUUUUUGCCCGCAUCCAUUUCCAAAGGAGGAAGGAGCAUUUAAGGGGGAAAAAACAAAAACAAGCAAAACCCCACCGACUUUCCUCAUGGCUGCCAAAAAAGGUCUUGAAAGAGCUUGCCUUGUGAGUGAGAGGGACACCAAGAAGUACUCCUUAGCCCUAGACAGGAUGAACUGGCAUCAGAAGAAUUUAAAUGAAGAGAGGCAGCAGCAGGAAACAGAAGAUACUGAAGCUAAUCCAGCGUAUCACUGUCACGGCUGCUCACAGGCCUGUGAGAACAGGAAAAGUGAACAGCAUCAAGCCAGGCAGAAGCUCUGUGCAGCCUCAGUAAUUUGCAUUUUCUUCAUGAUUGCUGAGAUUACAGGGGAGUAUUUAUGUGGACAGAUUGCCGGAAGUCUGGCCGUGAUCACUGAUGCAGCACACAUCCUGGUUGACCUGACAAGCUUCCUGAUCAGCCUCUUCUCACUCUGGCUAGCAUCUAAACCUCCGACAAAGCAGUUAACUUUUGGAUGGCACAGAGCAGAAAUUCUGGGAGCUUUGAUGUCCAUGAUAAUCGUUUGGAUGGUGACUGGUGUGUUGACAUAUUUGGCCAGCAUGAGGCUGCUACACCCAGAUUACGAUAUUGAUGCUGCAGUGAUGCUCAUUACCUCUGCUUGCGCCGUGCUGGCCAACAUCCUGCUAAGUCUGAUUCUGCACCAGGCUGGACACGGGCACAGUCAUGGGGCACCAGCCAACGAACAUACGUCAGCUCCUCCAGAAAAGCCAGCUCUGAGUAAUGCCAGUCUGAGGGCAGCCUUUGUGCAUGCUGUCGGAGAUCUAUUCCAGAGUAUUAGUGUGCUAAUUAGCGCACUUAUCAUCUUCUUUAAGCCAGAGUACAAAAUAGCUGAUCCAGUCUGCACAUUUGUGUUUUCCAUCUUUGUUUUGGCAACCACCAUCACCAUUUUAAGGGAUAUUUUGAUUGUGCUAAUGGAAGGCACAACAAAAGGACUUACUUAUGAUUCAGUGAAAGAAAGAAUUUUAGCAGUUGAGAAAGUGGAGUCUAUUCACAACCUUCAUCUUUGGUCUCUGACAAUGAAUCAAACUAUUCUAUCUGCUCAUGUUGCUGCAGCAGACACAGCAGACAGACAGAAGAUUUUGAAAGAUAUUACCCAAGCCCUGCUUGAGCGCUACAGCUUCCACUCCAUCACCAUUCAGAUUGAAUCAGGAGAGGAUCAGAAACCAGACUGCGUCUUCUGUCAAGAGCCCAGGGAUUAA
Messenger RNA from Dromaius novaehollandiae (emu), 1283 nucleotides. It is a transcript of the gene SLC30A8, whose product is annotated as solute carrier family 30 member 8. Gene Ontology annotation, biological process: response to zinc ion; response to glucose; insulin secretion. Gene Ontology annotation, cellular component: plasma membrane. Gene Ontology annotation, molecular function: zinc ion transmembrane transporter activity. The record is from RefSeq and is a predicted model, not a curated record. Lineage: Eukaryota; Metazoa; Chordata; Aves; Casuariiformes; Dromaiidae. Bases 117 to 1283 code for a protein of 388 amino acids. The transcript is spliced from 8 exons.